Messenger RNA from Musa acuminata subsp. malaccensis (wild Malaysian banana), 1428 nucleotides. Its product is annotated as chalcone synthase 2. Gene Ontology annotation, molecular function: acyltransferase activity, transferring groups other than amino-acyl groups. Gene Ontology annotation, biological process: polyketide biosynthetic process. The record is from RefSeq and is a predicted model, not a curated record. Lineage: Eukaryota; Viridiplantae; Streptophyta; Magnoliopsida; Zingiberales; Musaceae.
GAGGAUAGGAAGAGAGAGAAGCAGGAGUCAUGGCCAAAGUCGAGGAGAUCCGGCGAUCGCAGAGGGCAGAGGGGCCAGCGACGGUACUUGCCAUCGGCACCGCCAACCCGGCCAACGUCGUGUACCAGGCCGACUACCCUGACUACUACUUCCGCAUCACCAGGAGCAACCACCUCCCUGAGCUCAAACAGAAGUUUAAGAGAAUGUGUGACAAGACAAUGAUCCGUAAACGUUACAUGUUCCUCAACGAGGAGAUCCUGAAAGCGUACCCUAACAUCGGCGCGUACAUGGCACCGUCACUGGACGUCCGGCGGGACAUCAUGGCCGUGGAGGUGCCGAAGCUGGCCAUGCAGGCGGCAGUAAAGGCCAUCGAAGAGUGGGGGCACCCCAAGUCCAGGAUCACCCACCUGGUCUUCUGCACCACCGUCAGUUUCGACUUGCCCGGCCACGACUACCAGCUUGUCAAGCUCCUCGGACUCAACCUUUCCAUCAACCGCUUCACGUUGUCCCAGCAUGGCUGCUUCGCCGGCGGCACGGUGCUCCGCCUCGCCAAGGACAUAGCAGAGAACAACCGCGGCGCCCGGGUGCUCGUGGUCUGCUCCGAGCUCACCACAGUCACCUUCCGCGGGGCGGCGGAAACUCACCUCGACAACCUCGUCGGACAGGCCCUGUUCGGCGACGGCGCCGCCGCCGUCAUCAUCGGAGCUGACCCCGACCCGGCCACGGAGCGACCCCUCUUUCAGCUCGUCUCGGCCAGCCAGACCCUCCUCCCCGACUCCGACGGCGCCAUCGAGGGCCACCUCAAGGAGGUCGGCCUCACCUUCCAUCUGCUCAGGGACGUGCCCAGGAUCAUUGCCAAGAACAUCGAGCAGAAUCUCGUGGAGGCCUUCGAGCCGCUGGGGAUCAGCGACUGGAACUCCAUCUUCUGGAUCGCGCACCCCGGCGGACCCGCGAUCCUCGACGCGAUGGAGGCCAAGCUGGGGCUGGGGAAGGCAAAGCUGAAGGCGACGAGGCAGGUGAUGACCGAGUACGGGAACAUGUCCAGCGCCUGCGUGCUGUUCAUCCUCGACGAGAUGAGGAAGCGGUCGGCCGAGGACGGGAAGGCGACCACCGGCGAGGGGUUGGAGUGGGGGGUGCUCUACGGGUUCGGUCCCGGCCUCACAGUGGAGACCGUGGUCUUGCGCAGCGUCGCCAUUUCUUCCCGUUGAUAGCAGAAUGGCCAUCCUUUGAUACAAGCCUCACUUCGCCACUGUCAACUGGAUCGACUUGUUUAGUUGUGAUUCUAUUAUAGUAUGUAGUAAGAUAUAUGCGAGGCAAAACUUGUGAUGUAUUAAGGAAGACGUGCAUGCACGUCUUAAGAAAGUGCCGAAGAAUAAGACGGUGGCUCGUAUGUUUGUGGUAAUUAAUAUAUUUCAUCUUGUCGCUCUA